AUGAGUGAUGUUAGAGAAUUAAUACCGGAAUUCUUUUACUUGCCAGAAUUUCUGGAAAACGCCAAUAAAUUUAAUUUUGGUGUUAAGCAAGGGACAGGUGAAGUAAUUGAUUCUGUCAUUCUUCCACCCUGGGCGCAUGGCGAUCCUAAAAUAUUCAUACAAAAGCAUCGUCAGGCUCUCGAAUGUGACUAUGUUAGUGCUCAUCUCCAUGAAUGGAUAGAUUUGAUAUUUGGAUAUAAACAGCAGGGACAACCGGCCGUAGAAGCAGUAAAUGUCUUUCAUCAUCUUUCAUAUGAGGGCGCCAUUGAUUUGGAUGCAAUUAGUGACCCAGUUGAAAGAUCUGCAACAACCGGAAUUAUUCAUAAUUUCGGCCAGACACCUCGUCAAUUAUUCUUGAAACACCAUCCAUCAAGAUCUUUCGAAGCAAAUGAUUCGAGUAAUUAUAAAUUCAAUGAAAACGUAGAAAUGCUAAUACAAUCGAUAUCUCCUUUGCUAGAUAUUCGAUUGCAAGUACAUGAUAUACGUCUUGCGAAUGAUCGACUCUAUGCUGUUAGCACACAAAAAAUGUUA
Molecule: messenger RNA, 570 nt
Organism: Scutellospora calospora
Lineage: Eukaryota; Fungi; Glomeromycota; Glomeromycetes; Diversisporales; Gigasporaceae
Source: the annotation of a GenBank genome assembly